GCCGACACCCAAUCCAAACAGUUCUUUCGUAGAGAGAGAAAUCGUCGUCGUGACGAGUCGAGUCAAGUCGAGUCGCGAUAAUCUUCUGUAGAGAGCGAGAGCUCCGGUUCUCAACUGAAUUUCCUGUGUGAUUCUCAGAUCUACGUGAAUUAGAGAAUGUCGGGGAAAGGAGCUAAGGGGUUGUUGACGGGGAAAACUCCUGCUUCCAAAGACAAAGAUAAGGACAAGAAGAAACCUAUAUCUCGCUCUUCUCGCGCCGGGCUUCAGUUCCCUGUUGGUCGUAUCCAUAGGCUCCUAAAGGAGCGAGCCACUGCUCAUGGAAGAGUAGGUGCCACUGCUGCUGUCUACUCUGCAGCCAUAUUAGAGUACCUAACUGCUGAAGUGUUGGAGUUGGCUGGGAAUGCUAGUAAGGAUCUGAAAGUGAAGCGUAUCACACCCCGACAUCUCCAGCUGGCUAUUCGUGGUGAUGAGGAGCUCGAUACCCUCAUAAAAGGAACCAUUGCUGGUGGUGGUGUGAUCCCCCACAUACACAAGUCGCUCAUCAACAAAUCUUCCAAGGAAUGAGACAACAAUUAGCAGAAGCAGGGUCUGUUUAACGUUCUAGGAUUAGGCUGUCUACAUGUUUAGAACUUCUAGUAGUUGGUUGGAUUCUGUUCAAGAAUUCAAGAGACGUUUCAGCAGACUUCCGUUGCAAAUGUAUUUUCCAUAAAAGAGCAUGCAACAUGACAUAGCCUUAAAUUUAUGUUAAGCGUGUUACAUUGAUUGCA
This is a messenger RNA of Salvia splendens (bonfire salvia), 767 nucleotides long. RefSeq names its product probable histone H2A variant 3. The record is from RefSeq and is a predicted model, not a curated record. The coding region runs from base 157 to 564 and encodes 135 amino acids. Gene Ontology annotation, cellular component: nucleosome. Gene Ontology annotation, molecular function: structural constituent of chromatin; DNA binding; protein heterodimerization activity. Lineage: Eukaryota; Viridiplantae; Streptophyta; Magnoliopsida; Lamiales; Lamiaceae. The transcript is spliced from 2 exons.